Nymphaea colorata (pocket water lily) is the source of this 3578-nucleotide messenger RNA. Its product is annotated as disease resistance protein RUN1-like. NCBI's taxonomy places the organism in Eukaryota, Viridiplantae, Streptophyta, Magnoliopsida, Nymphaeales, Nymphaeaceae. The record is from RefSeq and is a predicted model, not a curated record. Gene Ontology annotation, biological process: signal transduction; defense response. The transcript has 4 exons. The coding region runs from base 156 to 3332 and encodes 1058 amino acids. Gene Ontology annotation, molecular function: protein binding; ADP binding.
AAUGGCCUCACAACCUUUCCCUCCCUCUGAAUCUUCUUUCCUUCCAUCCCCACCUCUACGUAAACUCUCUUUCUUGUGACUCCUUUAAUAAUGCAUUAGUAGCAUUCACUCCAUUCUCUCCCACUCUCUCUCCCUCUGUUUGAUCUUCGCGAUUCAUGACAUCUUCUUCCGCUGCCGCCGUCGAAUUCGAUGUCUUAUUGAGUUUCGGCAGGGGAGAUAAGGGGAGCGGGAUCUUUGCAGAGCAGCUCAUUGAGGCGCUCCAUGAAAGAGACGUCCGGGUGAGGCCUGCCGGCAGGGAUGGUGGCGCCGAUGAGGCCAAUGCGAUCGAGGCGUCGUCCGUUUGCAUACCCAUUUUCUGCAGCAGCUAUGCAUACUCCAGGCGGUGCCUCAGGGAGCUAUCCGAGUUCGUUGCCAGAAAGAAGAUCAUCCUCCCUGUCUUCUAUGGCGUCGAUCCCUCCGACGUGCGGCGGCAGAGGGGGCCCUUCGAACCGGCGUUUCGUGACCACAAACUGCGUUUGGACGGGAGGACAGUGGAGGGGUGGAGGGAGGCGAUGGAGGAAGUGGGCGAGAUUGUUGGGUAUGUCGUCGCUGAUGUUGCCGGAGAUGGGGAUAAGGCCAAGUUGAUCCAGUUAAUCGUUAAGAGGGUAUUAAGGGCAAUGAAGCAUGCCACCAUGGAUGUUGUUGAACACCUUGUUGGAAUUCAGUCACGAGUGGAAGAUGUCAUGAAAUUAUUAUCUCUUGAAACAGAAGACGUUAAAAUGAUUGGGAUCCAUGGCAUGGGAGGGAUCGGCAAGACCACGCUGGCAAAAGUAGUGUAUAACCAAAUGUUUAAAAGCUUUGAUGCAAGUUGCUUCCUUUCAGAUAUUAGAGAGACAUCAAAGCAAUACAAGGGCUUGAUCUUGUUGCAGGAGAAACUUAUUUCUGAGAUACUAAACUUUGAGAAAUUUGAGAUAACUGAUGUCAGUCAAGGGAUUGCAACAAUCAAGAGUAGGUUCCACAUUAAGCGUCUUCUCAUAGUUCUGGACGAUGUUGACCAUAACAAUCAACUUGAUGCCUUGGUUGGUUCUCGAGAUUGGUUUUGUGGGGGGAGUAGAAUCAUCAUUACAACCAGAUAUAAACAUGUUCUAAAUGUACAGAAAUUGAACAAGGAUGAGUUUUACCAGCCAGGCGAAUUGAAUCGCGUUGAAUCUCUUGAACUGUUUUCCUUGCAUGCCUUUGAAAAGAGUCAACCGGCAAAUGAUUACAUAGAACUCUCUGAUAAAAUUAUAAAAGCUGCUGGUGGACUUCCCUUGGCACUUGAAGUCCUUGGUUCAUUUCUAUUUGGUAAGAAGGAUGUAAAAGAGUGGGAAGAUCUGUUGGAGGGAUUACAGCAUAUCCCAUUUGAUGACGUACAGAGGAGGCUAAAACUAAGUUAUGAUAGUCUUGAUCCUGAAGAGAAAAAAAUAUUUCUUGAUCUUGCUUGUUUUUUCAUUAGCCCGACUAAGGAUCGGGUAACUGAUAUAUUGAAGAGCUGUGGCUUCUAUGCAUCUCUAGCGAUAACAGUAUUGCAGCACAGGUCACUUGUCAAAAUUGAUAAGAACAGGUUGGAAAUGCAUGACCAACUUCGAGAACUGGGGAAAGGUAUUGUUCGAGAAAAUAGCUCUUUCAAUCCAGGCUUGUGUAGCAGGCUGUGGGUUACAGAUGAAGUGCUUGAUGUAUUGGAUAAUCAAAAGGGAACAGGAAAUAUUGAAGGCAUUGUAGUUGACCUUAGAGGAUUACUCAGCAAAAGACGUGUGAAAACUAAAUCCUUUGCCAGAAUGAUGAACCUGAGGCUGCUUCGUGCCAACUUUGCAGAAUUUGAAGGCAAUUUCAAACAUAUGCCUACAGGAUUGAGAUGGUUAGAGUGGCAUGGGUGUCCACUAAAAUCACUCCCCAAUGGCUUCAGCCUUGAAAAGGUUGCAGUUCUUGACCUGUCACUUAGCAGCGUUGUUCAGCUUUGGAGCUCAAGAUGCUAUUUCAGAAAGAAGGUCUUCAAUGAGUUGAAAGUUCUUAUUCUUAGUGGCUGCUCACAUCUCAAGAAGACACCUGACUUUUCAAGCUCACCCAGAUUAGAAAAAUUGAUUCUUAAGGGUUGUCAAGAGCUGGUCCAAGUGGAUGAAUCCAUUGGGAAGCUUGAUAGAUUGGCAGUGCUAGACUUGUCUUUAUGCUCUAAACUAGAGAGGCUGCCUAAUGCCAUAUGCAGCUUAAGUUCUCUUAAGAACCUUGACCUCUCCAGAUGCACUGAUCUGCAGAUGUUGCCAAUGCAGUGGGGUGUAAUGGGUUCUUUCAGAAGUCUUCGUCAAUUAUCUUUGUUUAGGUGUAGCAAUCUGCAAGAGCUGCCAGAUUCAUUUGGAGUAAUGCCUAGACUUGAAAAGCUAAACUUGAGAUACUGUCAAUCAUUGAAAACAUUGCCUGACUCCAUUGGAGAUAUGAAGAGACUAUCCGAGCUUUACCUAACUAAUGUUGCUCUUGUACAACUUCCCUCUUCAAUAGGCUCUCUUGUGGAGCUAAAGGGAUUAUGGAUGUUUGGGUGCAACAAGCUGAAAAGCUUGCCAGAUACUCUUGGCCACUUGAUGAAACUUGAGAAGUUGGACCUGAGCUAUUGCAAGUCCUUAAAAAUGUUACCUCCUUCAGUUGGUAGUAUAAAAAAUCUAGUUGAACUUUACUUCAACUUUGUUGAUAUUAAAGAGCUCCCUAAAUCAAUGGGAUCACUUGGUUCCCUACAGAAGUUAUCCUUGCAAGGAUGCAACAAGUUGGUAGUAUUACCAGAUGGAUUUGACAACCUGACCAAUCUUGAGAAGUUGGACCUAAGAGGUUGUUCAUCAUUUAAAAAACUACCUGAUUCCAUUGGAAAUAUGAAAAGCCUGACUGAGAUUCUUCUAGCUCGCACCAGCAUUGAGUUACUUCCUGAUUCAUUGGCAUCUAUCAGGAAGCUCAAGAAAUUGAAUAUACAGAGCUGCACAAAACUAAGAAGCCUUCCCUUGGGGAUGAUGAGAAGUUUGAGAUAUUUGUAUGUCAAGGGAAGAGGUGAAGAGGAAUACAAAGAUGAUGAUUGCUUUGAAGUACCUGAAAGCAUGGCAUCAAAGAGUUGGCAUUCUCACAAUUCACAAGAAUAUCGGAGAUUGGAAUUCACAAGUUGUGAGGAAGCAUAUGGCCAUUUUAAGAUCCAGUGGAAGUUGAUUAUGAGGGUGGAAAAUCAGGAAUGGGUGGUUCUUGUGAGAGAUGAGCACAAGAAAGAAUGGGGCAUGCAUAGAGGCAUGCAGUGGUUGCGGCUUAUUUUCCCUACAGGUUUUGUUCUGGUCAAUGAUAGCUGAUGUGAAGGAUGAAGGUAGGAAAGGAGGCACUUAGUGGCUAAUCUCUUCUGAUGAACUUUGUUUUCAGACAUGAUCCCUAACUCAGAUGGUGCAGAUACCAUAGACCUAUACUUAUAUCUCAUUUGAAUGCACUUAAGUAGCUACGUCCUUGGGUCUACACAAAAAAAUGUUAUUAACUAAGUGUUUUUUUGUUGAAAGUUGAACGUAUGUGUUUCUCAUUCUUUAAUUGAUGAAAAUUAUGAACUA